AUGAGCCUUGCCAAGUAUCAAGAUGAUGAACAAAUUGAUGAAGACACAACAUCAGAUACUUCUUCAUCAUUUGGAUUUGAUGGUACCUCAUCCGAAGCGCCAGCUGUUUCGCUUCAGCAUCAUCAUAUUAACAACCACCCUGCCAUUAGUACUACUGACCACAUCCCAUCUGAAGAACAACAGCUCAUGAUAUCGGUCGCGGAGGCUGCCAACGAUAUUUACAACAAUACACAACUCGGACUACAGGAGAAGAUAUUUGACGGGUUUUUCAUUUGCUUCUCACAAGCUCUUUUAGAUCCUCAUUUAGAAGAUUUAAAGUACAAGAUAUUAUCUAAUGGAGGAAUGUUUUUUGAUACAGUGUCAGACAAGGUCAAUAUUAUUAUUCUCUCUAAUUCUAACAAUCAUGAUUUGGACAGGAUCAAUUAUGCUAUCAAACACCAAUUACCGAUCGUUUAUGAAGCCUAUGUAACGGAUUGUUUUACAGUUUGCACUCGUUUGGAUUGGAAGCAGUAUUGUAUUCCACAAAUGGAGCACUUAAUUGAAGAUAAUACCCAAUUGUUUCAACUAAUACCACCACAAAAUCUGAUUUCAUCAUCGGAACAAAUUCACCAACAAAUUCAUGACAUGAACGCUUCUAACUAUAGUCUUAAACUCUUUGUGAAGGGUUCUAGGAAUUCAACAUACACAGACCAAUUUCCGGAAGUUCUCUACACGCUCACAUGGAAGCACAAGUAUGACGCUCGCAUUUUGUGUAGCGAAAAACUUUUUUCUGGAAAACAUCAAGCCAAGAUUAUGGAAGGCCUUGAACUAUAUCUAGUGAUGGGAUACAAUGAUCGUAUUCCUGUUUUUACAGAUGAACCAAACACGCCAUCAACUCCUACCAACAUUACCACAUCAUCGUCAAAACAGAAUGCAAAGAAAAAGAAACAAGCAUCAUCAUCGUCCGCAACAACAACGUCUACAUCAUCAAAAAAGAAGGGACAAACUAAGAAGAGUGAGGAAAAGGCCACUGUUACAAUUUCUAGUGUUCAUAGACCAUCGGACGAGGAAAUUGUGGUUCGAUUUGGAAUUAAUAGCUUGUACUGUUCGAAACGAUUUCAGUACAUGCCAUUCCGCCUGUGUGUCAAGUAUGCUCCCAUGGACUGUCCUGCUGACCAGCAUUUCACCAUUUUUUCUCCCGAGUUCAAAACCUUUGUGAAAAAGGAUGCAAAUAUCACAAAAUAUUUAAAUCAACCAUUUCCUCUUAAUCCCACAAUUAAGGUUAUUACCAAAGCAUGUACAACAACCACUAGAGUUGAAUUUUCCAAAUUUACCGCCUCAAACUCUUGCUCAUCACCCAAACAGCCAUCUGCCAAGAAAUCAUCCAAAAAGAAUGGAACUUCACAAAAGAAGCGAAAGAAGGAUGAAAUUGAAGAAUCUGACGCUACCACUCUAGCACAAUAUCCUCAAGUGAAUCCAUAUGAACAGAAUGGCGGAGCACAUGGUACUCAAUGGCCUUCCAUGAAUGAUAUGAACAUGAUGUAUCCGUUUCUUUCCAUGUUCCCAAAUCCUCAUCCUGGACUAAAUCAUCCUAGCUCAAUGUAUCCUUCCAUACCUCCAACUGUAGAUCCUAACCUUGCCCUAUAUCCCCCAAUGAUCCCUCAAAUGGGAAUGACUUGGAUGAGUGAACCCAUUGGUAUUAAUCCAAGCGGUGACGUUUUUUAUUCACAAAUAUUCAAAGAUGGAGUUGUGUAUAAGGUAGCCGAUCUAGUCCUUGUCUCUCCAUGGGAGACUGGAGAAAAUGGAGAGCCUAUCGAAAAUGACAAGCAAGACAAGGAUGACGCUCAUGACGACAGAAAACCCAUUGAAAAAUACUGGAUUCUCAAAGUGAUCAAUUUACUUCAAACAAAAUCCGGAAAUAUUCGAUUCAUUGGACAGUUUUUCUAUAGAUGGAGUGAUUUACAGGGCUUUUCAUGCGAUAUUGAGCAAGGGACCAUAACAACAAAAUCCAGAAAGAAUCAUGAUUUACCACCAGAGAAGGAGGUAUUUGUUUCUUUCGAUAUGCACAUUGUACCCAUGUCACAUGUGAAUGGAAAGUGUUAUGCCAAGUUUGUGGAUCCAGCACAAUUGUCAGACGCUGACAGAAAAUGGCUUGAAAGCGACCAUAGGUUUUUCUAUCAAUGUGCCUACAAUAGAAAGUCCAAUGAAUUGGUGCUGCUUGAGGAACAAGUCCUCAAAAUUCUCAAAGAGGAUGAAGAACACUCUCCACCCCAUCCUAACACUCACCCUACUCCCAUGCCUAACCCAUUGUUUCCAAUGAACCCAAUGAAUCCCAUGAAUCCAAUGCCUUUGGCUCCCAUGGGUACAUUGAGUCAUGGUCAUCCAAUGGGACCAAUGCCCGCCUCAGGCUUAUUCCCACUUCCCUCCAACCCUUUUGCUCCUUGGUCACUAAAUCCGCCUCCCUUCCCUACUACAUCUGCUACAUCUUCGAGUUUGGAACCUCCUUUGAAGAAGACAUCAAGUGCAUCUUCCUCUUCGGAUAAAUAA
Molecule: messenger RNA, 2526 nt
Organism: Naegleria lovaniensis
Lineage: Eukaryota; Heterolobosea; Eutetramitea; Acrasida; Naegleriidae
Exons: 1
Coding region: 1-2526 (841 amino acids)
Molecular function (GO): chromatin binding
Source: RefSeq, a predicted model, not a curated record